GCCGCCACAGAGCCAGAGUGGGCUGAGCUGAGUCUGAGUGAAGUGCAUGCAUAGUGUGUUAUAAGAUGGCGGACUGUGCGUUAGUUGAUGGGUUGCCUGUAUGUAAAAAUUUAGUUGUAAAUGAAAACGACGUUUUAUUAGGAAGUGCGAGUGAGGACAGCAAUAAUACAGAAGAUAGUGUUAAGUCUACGUAUUUUGUUUGUGAGAGUGACGCCUUGUGUUCAAAAUUCCAGUUAAAUGGCGUGCAGUUGAGAAGCUGCCCCGGAAUGGAUGGCCGUGUGAUGGGUUCAGACACCGAGGAAUUUUCGUCCUCACUGAAAUCGAUACACGAUGAAAAUGGUCAUAAUUGCAGAAAGAAACGUUGUGUAGAUCGCUACGACAGUUCAGAAAGCUCAGACAGUGGAGUAGCAACCCUCAGUUGCACAGACUGCAGUGGCAGCUCCAGUGGGACCAGUGACAUCACAGAGCCUGGGUCUCCCUACAGCACAGUUUCCUCUGCCGAGAGUGAUCCUGAGUCCCCUGGCAAGAUGCCUCCUACACAGUCCACCGAGACUGCUACAGCCCACUGGCCCUGCGCCUGGGUCGACCCUCACUCGCCUAGAUACUUCCAGGGCAAGAUCACUGAGUACUUUCCGGCUCAGCACAAGAAAAGCAGCUGUGAUGCUAAUAAACUGGCUGUGCACCUCUCAGGGACCGUCGUGCCUGUCGCCCGGUUACCCUUCGUCUUCCAGUCCGACAAACCGGCGGAACCCUCCUCACCAGUUACCUCGUUGUUUCGCAAACCCAGCUCUCCACAAGUCCAAGACAGUGUCAGUGUCAGUGAUAGUGUUUUACCUAAACCAAACACUUGUUCUACACCCGCCUCCUCUCCCGCCGACUCGCCUUUGUCCAUCAGCACGGGUGAGACGUGUUCGGACAAACCCUCGUUGCCUUCUCCUAUACUAAGGACUCCGAGUAUCAUUCGGUUCCCAGCCAGGAACGGGUGGAAAGGACAUAUGUGUUCUGACGUCAUCUGUAGGUGGACGGAUUGUACAGAAUCUUUCAGCACCACCUCCGCACUCUUGGAGCACCUUCAGGCCAAGCACGUGUUGACACAAACCCUCUGUGUGUCGUUCAAGUGUCUGUGGAGCGGGUGCAAGGUGUACGACAAGGCAUCAUGUUCAGCCAGCUGGCUAGGCAGGCAUGUGCUCAGCCAUGGAGGCAACAAGCCGUUCCCCUGCAUCGUCACUGGCUGCGGACAGAGGUUCAGCUCACAGAUCAUGCUAGAGAGACAUGUGAACCAACACUUCAACCAGUCGGAGCAGAGCAGCAGUAGCGGGUCCAGCAGCAAGCGCAGUCUAGAGUCAACACCCAACAAACUGUUCCGUCGCAACGGCAAGAAGCUGCGGUACAGGAGACAACCUUACUCUGCGCGGAUGUUCGACUACAUAGACACAGGAAUGAUGGAGGGUGUGCAGCACUCUCUUCUCAACAUCUCCAAGUACCUGUCCUUUGGCAAUGUAGAGGACACUGCUGCCAACAGUGUCACCCUGCACAGCAAGAUAAUCGCCAAAAGGACGAGCAUGGAUGGAACACCCAGUGUUCUUCUGAGGUGGUUUCCCCUUAAUUUUGUAAGGGACGAGUGGGUGCCCGAGUCCAAGGUUCGUCAGACCCAGCAGGUCAGUUGGAGCAAGUGUGAGGAGCCCCAGGCAUGGAUGCAGCCCCCGCUGUUCCACCCCCGCCCAGGCCACAACAAGAGGAAACACACAUCCGGCCCUGCUAAGCGAUGAUACACUGUGUAAUUCCUAGUUACCUAAUUGUCUUAUCUAGUUUUGUCUGAUCUGUUGUUAAACCAACUCUUGAAAAUGCUCAGUUUCAAGUUGGGAUGAUUGGGAAAUUUGUUUAGGGGCUUUACAUUCGGGGCUCGAAGUGUACGGUAGACAAAGUAAUCUUAUUUUCCUGCUGGGUUGGUGGAGAUUAAACUGUCCAAUUAAAAUAAAUCAUUUUUUCUUUAUUUUGUAUGAGAAUAAAGUAGUUAAAUUUAUUUCUGAAGUCUUUCUUAAUGAGGUUUUCCAUCCUCUAACUAAAUUAUAUGAAUAUAGAUGUUUAAUCGUUGGCUGGAUCAUAAAAAAAAUGUUUAAACAAACAAUUAUUUACAACAGGGAUGUUUUUAACUUGACACUGGUGUUGCACUUUGGUGUACUUCUAAUCUUGUGAUAGUUAUUUCCUUUAUUAGGCUGUGUUUAAUGAAGAACCUACUGUAAGCUGAGCAUUUUCAAAAGCGUCGCUCUUGUUAAUUGUACACAUUGUAAUUGAAUUUAUAUCGUACGUUAAUUUAUUUCCAAACUCGUUUUCAGUUUGGAGGCUCUUCCUAAAAUACUUGUAUUUAUUUGAUUUAGUUUUAAGGUUUUAGAGCUGAUAGACAGGUAACACUACUUGUCUGGUAUCCCUCGUCGGUCUAUCCAAUGGUGCCGCGUUGUGUUCAUUUGUGUCUUUUAAUAUUUUUAAAUUUGUUAUUUUUACAUUUUAUGUAUUAGUAUUAAUGUUAGAAAUUUAGCGUCGGUUUUUAAAAUUAUAUAUUAUAUAUAGUUGAUUUAUUCAAGAACUGAUUUUCGUCUUAUUUUGUACUUUUAUGAUUACAGUACUUCAAAUUCUCUUCGGGAUAAGAAUAUUUUAGAACUUUCUGUGUAUUUGACUUUAAAUACUUAUUUCAUUGUCCUUGUUCCUUGAAUAUUCAUCACUGCCACAAUGGAUCGUGCACGGUGGUACAUUAUUGUGUGAAUUGCGUAACUAAACAUGUGAACCAGUAAAGUGCAAAGUAGUCAAGUUAUCUCAUGUUAGAUAUUUACAGUGUCUUAGGCUCAAAUUGUAAGCAUAAAUCCUAAAGUGUGUCAACUCUUCCAUACUAUGAAUGCCGAAUAGGCUCUGUGUAAAUUGUACUUUCUUAAAUUUAGAUUAGAACAUAUAGGGUCGUAGAAUAGUACAAAUUAUUGAAACAGUUAGUGUUGUCAUUACUCUGCAUCAUUUUGGACAUAAAGUUUUUGUUUCUCACUGGAAUAAUUUUGUAUGAAUACGCACAUUUAGGUCUUGUCAUUUGUCUGGGUUUUCACAGUAAUUUGUGUUUAGCAACAUCAGGGAUUUAAAAUAAAAAUAAAAUCUGUACAGGUAUUUUGCUUGGGUGUUGAAGAUUGUCGUUUUAGACUAAAAAAAUCAAACAGAAAAGUCUAUUGAAUAAAUUAUGACUCGAGUGGACAAGUUUAAAAAUCAUUUAAAAAGUCAGUUGUCAAUGUUCUCACAUAUGGAAACAUUUUUCUCUUUCUUGCGGUGAUGGUGAAAUUAUUAAACCCUCUCUUGAAACAUGAGAGUUAGACUGUCCCGUGCCAACUUAGUUUAAGUCCAAACAUCAAAUUGACGACAAGACUGACUACUCAAAUUGGAUUCGUCAGAAUACUCGUAGAUUUAAUCGGUGUACACGGUUUAGAUAUGAGAAGCAUCGACUGUAAAUAUCGUAAGUAACUGUAUUGUAUUGUAAUGUAAUCUAAGUAGAAAGAUCGGGAGAGCACAACCAGCUGAGGUGUUCACACUGCCAAUGUAUUGUAAUGUAUGUAUCUACGAUGGGACUGUAUCGUAUCGUAUUAGUGUUGUAAUUAUCGUUCAAUCGGAUUCUAUUCGCUAAGUAAUUCUCUACUUUUCGGAUCGAAGAGGCUUAUGUACAUAUAGGAAGUAAUACGGUACGGAGACGUUAGUAUUAUAUUUAUUCGUAAGUUUUGUUUUAGGACUGAUUUGAUAAAUUGUAUCUAUUUUAUCUGUAUAGUAGCAAAAUACGGUUAAUUAUGUACGUGUGGUUGAAUUACAGUAAGCCAUUUCCUGGUAGGCUUAGGAUGUUUAGAGGUAAGGAUUGUAUGUUCGUUUGCGCCGGAUAAUAGAUUGUAAUCGGUGAAAUCUGUGAAAUCGUCGAGGUUCCACAACAAGUUUCGUCUAUUGUAAAAUGCUUGACCGUUCACAGUUUGCGCACUCUAAUUGCAUGUCCGUUAUUGUACUCAUACCAAAUAAGUGCGGUAUUGUUGAUUAUAUAUUUAUAUAAAAAUUACAAUCUGUUACUGAGAGUCCUAACAUAACUGACUGUUGUGAAUAUAUAUUAGUAAAUGUUAAAUAAAACAUUGAGGUUGUAGUGUAGAUAAUGUUUGCCGUGCUGAGCAUUUUACUGCGGAGAAACUUGUUUAUGGAACUUGCUGCUACUGAAAGACCGGAUCAGAUUGUCACUGCCAUUAUACUGUACUGCCUAACUUUACGUUCACUGCCAAUGUUUGUGUUGUACCUCCUCUCUAGAACUGGCCAACUAUCAAGUUUUCACUUUCACAUUCAUUAUCAUUUUUACUUGUAACUUGUAACAAUCAAAUGUUUAACUUUAAACUUUAAAUAAUAUUUUUCAUAUUAAAAAAAAAAAAAAAAAAACAUCUAAACAGUUUAGUUUACUGUCACCUUUUGCAGUUGUUGGAAAACUUGAAGCUUGCCCAGUUCUCAGUGAUUCUAGUGCCAUGGGCAGAUGUCAGCCGAUAUGCAAUAUUGUACACUCUUGGUCAUUGUCAUUACCUAUUGAUCUCUGCGGAUGUUUCCGCACCUGACGACUUGUAUUCUAAUUUAGUUUGUAAUUUAUGUAAUCUCCAUAACGGUCAGCACCUGUUUCCGAUCCCUAUUGUAUAAUUUAUUGUGUGCGAUUGAUUUCAAUCCUUUUAUUUUAAUGAUGUUAAUUAUAUAGUAUACAUGAUUUAAACCUUUUAUAUAACUAUGUUAAAUAUAAAUGAUUGACAUUGAA
Messenger RNA from Macrosteles quadrilineatus (aster leafhopper), 4795 nucleotides. Its product is annotated as zinc finger protein jing-like. Gene Ontology annotation, cellular component: ESC/E(Z) complex. The coding region runs from base 66 to 1769 and encodes 567 amino acids. The transcript has 8 exons. Gene Ontology annotation, molecular function: zinc ion binding. Lineage: Eukaryota; Metazoa; Arthropoda; Insecta; Hemiptera; Cicadellidae. Gene Ontology annotation, biological process: regulation of transcription by RNA polymerase II. The record is from RefSeq and is a predicted model, not a curated record.